Batrachochytrium dendrobatidis JAM81 is the source of this 855-nucleotide messenger RNA. RefSeq lists its product as uncharacterized. Gene Ontology annotation, molecular function: phosphatase activity. The coding region runs from base 1 to 795 and encodes 264 amino acids. The transcript is spliced from 5 exons. Lineage: Eukaryota; Fungi; Chytridiomycota; Chytridiomycetes; Rhizophydiales. The record is from RefSeq and is a predicted model, not a curated record.
AUGCCUCGAUUCCUGCUGGCUUUUGACUUUGACCACACUAUGAUUGAUGAAGACAGCGAUGCAUUUGUCUUUCAACAGCUUGCUCCUGAAUUACAUGAAAAGAUGAAAGAAUUGUACAGUACUGGAGAGUAUGUUUGGACAGACCUUAUGGACUUAUUGUUGGGCGACCUUUAUCAAAAAGGAGUUCAUCAGCACACUCUUACACAAAAACUUGGCGAGAUUUCAUUUAGCCAUUCAAUGAAGAAAGCCUUGGAAUUAGCUAGCUCGAUGGGAAGCGAGAUUGUCGUGAUAUCUGAUGCCAACACAGUUUAUAUUGAUACCAUCACAAAGGCUAAAGGCAUUAACAACAAUAUUAGUAAAGUUAUUACCAAUCCUGGGUAUUUUGAUACCGAUGGCCGACUCCGAGUUAAGCGCUGGACUACAGAGCCUGCACACGAAUGCAUUCGUUGUUCUGUGAAUUUGUGCAAAGGAAAGGAGAUUCUUGAACUUAUCCGCUCAAACGGACCUUUUGAUAGAGUAAUCUACCUUGGUGAUGGUCAGAAUGACUAUUGUCCAUCAACUAAACUCAACCGAACAGAUUUGGUACUGGCUCGCACUGGGCGGUCUUUGGAUAAAAUGCUCAAGGAUGAUACAACGCGAUCACUUGUCAAUGCCAAUAUCAUGUAUUGGAAGACUGCAGAUGAUGUUCUUGAAAUUUUCAAGGAAAUCUUUGAUGUAAACCAUAGUGUUCCUACCUUGAUUCAUACCGAAACAGACAAAAAGCAAUGCACCGAUAAAAGCCAUUCCAUUUUUUAACUUACAGUCGUAUUCACGUAGAGUGGAUCGUUAAAUAAAGAUGCCAAAAUAUACAAUAAA